AUUCCGUUCAUUCCUGGGUUGGGGACAAUGCUGAUCAUGUUGGCAAUAACAUCCGUGCUGGUGGGAGUGUCUGGAUGGAUUGGCGCAUACGUGGAAGAGCCUGCGAGGUAUGCUCUGUACUGCACCACAGCGCUUGUGGCGGUGGUGGCCUUGAGUACCGUCCAACACCAACACGCGGAUCCCAAGAUCGCCUCGGACGAUCUGCUGGUAGAAUCGUUGCCCCCUAGUACAUUUGACGUCGAUGGACUUGCCACAGAAAAAGGGUCGAUUCGCGCUGCCGUGGAUGCGCGAGUCCACGACACGACUGUCCUAAAUUCCUCGAUCGAUGGCGUCAAACGAGGGCUGAUCCUCACGUCUCUCGUGGAUCACCCUGUGGGCUGCAUUCGCAUCUUGGUGGGGCCAGAAGGCGCCAGCGGUGGUCGCCUUGCCAAGAACGAGAUCAUCCUUGAAGAGAACGUCGUGAGCCGUGUGCACUUCCACCUCGGUUGCCAUAGCCCAAGCCGCCACAGCAGCGGCCCCUCCAACGAAACGGCGCCCUUCUUCUUUCUGCAGGAUUGCGGCAGCACCGCCGGCACGUUCUUGUACAUGGCGCCGUGGGAGAAGCGCCGGUUGCACGUCCACGACGCGGUCAAGGUCGGCAACACCGAGUUGGUCGUCAUCGCCAUGCAAGAAGACCACUGGGCCCACACGAAACCAUUCCUUCGCGUGCAGUUCAUCUCUGGUCCCAUGGCCGGGAUCACGCAAACUGUCGGGCUUUCGCCUGUGACGUUGGGCCGCCGCACCACAUGUGCGUUGUGCCUGGAAUCCGACGUGACCGUGUCCGGCCAGCACUGCACCCUGGCGUACUUGGAGAGCUCAGCGACCAUCGUCGAAGCGGGGUUCUACAUUACGGACCUGAAUAGCACGAACGGCACGGGCUUGCGGUUGAGUCCGCCGGGGACCAAGUCGACCAAGGUGCGGCUGCACGACAAGGACGUGUUUAGUGUCGGCGCGACCAAGUUUCUCGUCGAGUAUCAAGCCACUCAAGACACGACGACAGAAACCAUCGGUGGGCAAGAACCGGUUCGAAUAGCGUAAUCAUUGUUAUACCAGUAGAACUAUUCUAAGGACGCACGGUACGUACAUGGAAACGAGCUACUAUACGCAGAGUUGCGAAUAGCACUGGUGCAGUACAUUUCAACACAACACAUUCAUCCAACACAAAGUGAAUACACAUAUACUAGCACUG
Aphanomyces astaci is the source of this 1228-nucleotide messenger RNA. RefSeq lists its product as hypothetical. The record is from RefSeq and is a predicted model, not a curated record. The transcript has a single exon. The coding region runs from base 28 to 1077 and encodes 349 amino acids. NCBI's taxonomy places the organism in Eukaryota, Oomycota, Saprolegniomycetes, Saprolegniales, Verrucalvaceae. Gene Ontology annotation, molecular function: mRNA binding; protein binding.